Molecule: messenger RNA, 972 nt
Organism: Exophiala viscosa
Lineage: Eukaryota; Fungi; Ascomycota; Eurotiomycetes; Chaetothyriales; Herpotrichiellaceae
Product: mitochondrial carrier domain-containing protein
Exons: 2
Coding region: 1-972 (323 amino acids)
Biological process (GO): transmembrane transport
Molecular function (GO): transmembrane transporter activity
Source: RefSeq, a predicted model, not a curated record
AUGGCCACUUCCAUCACCACCACUUCGGGGGCAAACCACCUGACUCUUGAGCCGAACCCUACGCAGCAGCAUCAGCAACGAACAUCCACACUCAGUAAUGUCCGGCCGUUUCUCAUCGGAGGUCUUUCAGGCAUGUUAGCGACUACAUGCGUGCAACCUUUAGACAUGAUCAAAGUUCGUCUGCAGCUAUCGGAUCAAGGCACGAAACAUACAGUCAAACCGUCAUCACUGACGGUGGCACGGGCCAUUUUGUCCCAAGGCCGCAUAUCUGAUUUCUAUCAAGGUCUUACUGCUGCACUCGCACGACAAAUUGUUUAUGGAACAUGCCGAUUAGGUUUCUUCGUCACUUUCGAGGAUGCUCUGAAGACGAGAGCGGAGAAUAACAAGACCACGUACGGCUUUCCGCAACGAGCAUUUGCAAGUGUCUGUGCCGGAGGACUUGCAGCCGCGAUUGGGAAUCCCACUGAGGUUGCACUCAUACGCAUGCAAUCAGAUGGUCUUCGCCCUAUCGGCCAGCGUGAGGGGUUUCGCUCCGUCUUUGAUGCUGUUAUUCGGAUCACGCGAUCGGAAGGGUUGUUCGCUUUGUGGGGUGGUUGCGCUCCUACUGUUAUUCGAGCGAUAGCUACAAAUUUUGGACAGUUGGCCUUCUUCUCAGAAUCUAAGCAUCAGCUUCGUGCACACACAAACUGGUCGGAACAGGCUCAAACCCUGACAGCCUCUGCCAUCGGUGGCUUUUGUGCGGCUUUCUUCAGCAUGCCUUUUGAUUUUGUGAAGAGUAGACUUCAGAGUCAGCAAAACGUCCAGGGAAGCCGGGGGAAGUAUAAUGGGAUGAUCGACUGCAUUGCGAAGGUCGUCCGAGAAGAAGGCCUGCUAAGGUUUUACAGAGGAUUCCCCGCAUAUUUUUCGCGGAUGGCUCCUCAUUCUGUGAUCUCUUUAGUAAUCAUGGACAAGCUGGCGUCGAUAUUCAAGUGA